Molecule: messenger RNA, 3918 nt
Organism: Trichoderma asperellum CBS 433.97
Lineage: Eukaryota; Fungi; Ascomycota; Sordariomycetes; Hypocreales; Hypocreaceae
Biological process (GO): protein deubiquitination; proteasome-mediated ubiquitin-dependent protein catabolic process; regulation of proteasomal protein catabolic process
Molecular function (GO): cysteine-type deubiquitinase activity; proteasome binding
Source: RefSeq, a predicted model, not a curated record
AUGGGGGGCAGAUAUGAUUUGCGGUCGCAAGACCUCGAACCCAGCGCCUAUGCGGCGUUGCCUGGGACGCAGUCAGAGUUUGUUCCACACAAUAUGACGCCGCUCAAAUCCAGUCUCGUUGGGCGAGAAGUACUUGGAUGUCACCCGAGCCGCUGGAUAUACGAGCUAAUCAACAAUAACUUCACUAACUGUGACCUUUUCGAACGAGCUCGGCGUGCCAAACUGGAUAGUCAUUAUGUUUGGGAUCACCCACACCAGCUAGUUAUCAAUGGAAAUCAGUCUUAUUCGACAUCUUCAUCAAAAAUUCUAUCCGCCAUCUGCCUGGAUUGCCAUUACCACUUCUUAUUCCGGGUUGAAUGGGAGCAAGAGCAGUCCGAGUUUUUGUGCCACCAGAGCCACAGUAACUGGCCCAUCGGAGAUACCCAGUUUCCCUGGCAUCAUUUAACUUGGGUUUUAUCUGAUAAAGAUGCUAAUAUCACUCGAGAUCGGUCCAAGUAUUAUCCGUUGUUGGCUCGCGAGUAUUUUGCCUGCUCAGCUCCGCCAUGCACGUUCCAGAUUACCCUUGAAAUAUCGGAACCGCGGAUGGCCUCGUGGUGGGUGAAUCUCUUGUUAGACCAUGAGACCAUUCUUCAACAGUUGAACGCCGCGAAAAGAGAUGAACCUGCACGAUACGAAAGCGCUACCGAUGACUGGGCCCACCAAGCGCCAUCCAACCUUAAUACGUACCUGAAGAAUCUCUUGGAGACGACCCCCGAGACUGCCAGGAGUAUCUCAAAGCGGAAUAAGAGAUUCGCAGUUUUGUUCGGACCGCGUUGUUUCUCCAUAUUUCGAGAACUUGAGUUCAAAGAGCAUAUCGAAAUCAACGAUGGAGUCGAUGAAGGAUCAUUUACUCCAACACCUCCAUCGCCAGCAGAUGGUAUAUCUGGGAGCACCAAGGUUGGCACAUUUCGCGCCUAUCUUGAAGAUGUGCGUUCUGAAGUUCAAAAUCUCAUAUUCAAGUCUGGAAGUACCGCUGAACGCCCAACAUUCUGUAUUACUGCUCUGCAUAAUCACCUGGGCUGCACUGAAGUUCCUCAUCUUGACGCAAAUCCCCUUGUAAAUGAGAGCCGAUAUAAAUUCAUGGGGGUUUUGCCUUCUCAAUCAAAAGAGAUCGUUGUAAAUGCCUAUAAAAGACAGUGGGAACUUGCGCCUUCUAGGCGAAGGGAGUUUGUUGAGUUUUUAAUGGCCAUUGCGAGUGAUAUUAACAACGAACUCCUAUCUGACUACGCCAUUACUCAAUCAUCUGUCUUUGAGAGCCAGCUUCAAACACACCAUAACAGCGAUGAUGAUGGGCUUGUCUCUCAAGCAUUGGAAUUUCUUGGCCUCAGCCCGCCUAACAAUUAUAGCGCGAAGGCAACGAUACAAGCCUUUCGAGAAAAGUUAGUGCGAGACCCAUCCGAUGCGGGUACUGCAAGGAGCAUGCUUUUAUGGAUUGCCCAGUCAUCCAACGAUGAUUCUUAUCAAACAUCACUACUCAUGGAAGCUGAUGCCAAGAUGUCUCUUGAGACAUCCAAAGUGGUUCUUGGGUUAGAUACAGUAGACGGGCCGUGGCAGAACGCGGUUGACGCUACAAAAGCAAAGCUAGAAGCAAGCACCUCAAAGGAAGCCAAGGCCGUAUACCUUGACGCAUUGGAUUCAAUCGCUGAGCACACGUCCUCACCCUCACUCAAACAUGCAGUUUUGGAACUUCGCCAUGCCCAGGGCUUCAGCAAUUCUGAAUUCGAGAACAGCGAUUCCAGAGCAGCCAAUUUGAAUCUUCCCAUGGGCCUGCACAACAUCGGCAACACUUGUUAUUUAAAUAGUUUACUCCAGUAUCUCUUCACUGUGAAGCCUAUACGCGAUAUUGUAUUCAACUAUGAUAGCUUGCGGUUAGAUUUGAAUGAUGAGAGCAUACAGGCACGUCGACUUGGCGGAAACAAGAUGCAAAUGGAUCGCGGCGAGGCUGUUGUUGCGCAAGCAUUUGCGGAAGAAAUGGCCACGCUGUUCGAAAAUCUUCGAACUUCUGACAGAACUGCCACUCGACCAUCUCAAAGACUCGCCAACGCAGUUUUAUUAUCAACCCACACGCUCCUGUCUGGCUCCAAACAGCCGUCCGAAACUCCAACGACAGUGAACCCUCCGCCCCUGCCCGCCCGCCCAUCGCCUGCUCCUCCCACAGAGAGCCAUGAUGAUAUUAACAUGGUAAAUGUUUCUGUGCAAGCUGUGUCAGAUUCGAUAGAAACGCGGAGCCGUUCUAGCACCCAAACUCUCGUUGAUCAAGAUGACGCUCGCUCAGACCGCUCGUAUGAGAAGGUUGAGACAGUGACAGAGGAUACCAACAGCCAGCUACAAUCCGUCCCAAUACUUAUUGACUUAGGGGAUGACACUUUAAUGACUGAAGCACCACAAGACGACAAAAAACCGGUCACUCCAGUGGACGUGGACGAGUCUAAAGACACUCCUGUUGAUGCCAGGCAAGAGAAUGCUGAUGUUGAUAUGAUCGACAUAGAGAAGCCAGAAACGGUAGAUCAAAAAGUUCUCAACGCCCUUGAGCAUCAGAAAAGAUCUUCGGGAACCGACCAGCAGGAUGUUGAGGAAGUCAUGGGCAGCAUUCUCAAUCGUCUCCAGGCAGCGAUUCGCCCAACUUCGGUUGACAGCACAAGCGGCAUUCAGCUGGAAAAAAUUAUGGAGACUUUCUUCGUUACAACAGUCAAUUAUACUAAAAAGUUUGAUGAAAAGGAGUACCAACAUGAAAUUAGCUUUGAUAGAUCAAUUACGGCAUUUCCGGCAGCUGAAGGACCUUGCUCAUUGUACGAUGCCCUCGGAAGAAACUUCGACCAGCAGAUUUUAGAAGAAAGCAAGCUCUCACGAUACACCGCCAUCAAGACAUUACCGCCGGUCCUACACAUUCUUAUUCAGCGCUCGCAAUCUAUGGGCAGCAAGAACGGCAACCCAGUUGUUAUACCUGAGACUUUAUACCUCGAUCGAUACAUGGACGCCCCCCAUAACUCGCCCAUUUUUCAGCAAAGGGUGGAGGAUUGGAUGACUGCAGAGCGAAUUGUUGACAUAAAGUCACAACUGGCGAAAGUCGAAGCCAAUCCUACUUAUAUGACAUUUUUCCAGAACUACGGGGGUGAAAAUGAGGUUACAGAUGGCACGGCGAAUCAAGCGACCAACGGAGCCGACGAUUUCAUGAAAGACGAAAUAGACUCUGAAAAUUGGGAUUUUGAUGGGCCAGUAGAAGAUGACUUUUUGCUCAUAACGCCAGCAAAUGCCACUAAAGAGACUACUCUUGAGAAGCCCGCCAAUAAGAUUACAGACAUACAGAAGACACACGCUGCAGUGUUGGAAAUGAUGGAAAAAGAACUACGCCAACGACAAGAGGCACUUGAAGCAAGUAUGAGCAGCCAAAAGCAAAUUUCGUACCGCCUCCAUGCCGUCAUCUGCCAUCGUGGCCACCUGACAUCGGGGCACUAUUGGGUCUGGAUCCACGAUUUCGAAGCCAACGUUUGGCGUUGGUAUAACGAUGCGGAUGUGAAGGAGAACAAAGAUACUGCAGAAGUACUACAGACUCUGAGCACUAGCGGCGAGCCAUAUUACCUCUGCUACGUGCGCGACGAAGACAAGGAUCAAUAUGUCAGCGUCCCUAAAAGAGAACCUCUUAAGAAGGAAGAAAGCGACGGUCAGGACAAGGAAGGCCAAGUAGAGGCAGAAGCAACGAAGUCAGCCGUUGAGGCUGUGUCAGCGCCCUCAAUUUCAGCGGAUAGAGACGGAGAUGUUGAGGUUAUUGACGCAAAGAAAGAAAAUGACCCAGAAACUGCCCCUGAGGUGGAUGCAGUGGCGCAGGAGCCGCAAGAAUCUCAGAGGACGGUAAUCAUGGAAGAUGCAACUCAAUCGUAA